Molecule: messenger RNA, 876 nt
Organism: Cephus cinctus (wheat stem sawfly)
Lineage: Eukaryota; Metazoa; Arthropoda; Insecta; Hymenoptera; Cephidae
Gene: Mgstl
Product: microsomal glutathione S-transferase 1
Exons: 2
Coding region: 235-675 (146 amino acids)
Cellular component (GO): membrane
Source: RefSeq, a predicted model, not a curated record
GCUUUAUCUGACUAAUACAGCCACUACACAAUAUUCUGUACAGUAAAUUUAAAAAAUGAUAUACCUACUAGUUAUGUCAUUAACGUGACACAGCAAGUUACAUCUUUCCGCCACGAAAGCAUAAAAAGCCGUUCAAGCUUCUAUAAGAUUCUAGUAAAGUACAAGAUUCAAGCGGUGUAUUUCGCAGCGGUAACGCCUUUUAUCUUGGAAUUCUAAGCGUGUAAAACAUUUAAAAUGGCUAUCGAAAUUGAUCCUCAACUCUUCGGAGUAUUUGCCUUCUGGUCUGGUAUUCUGAUAUUAAAGAUUAUGAGUAUGGCACUUUUGACUGCAAAACAGCGAUUUGCAAAAAAGGUGUUUGCUAAUUCAGAGGAUCUUAUGAAUAAAUCAGACGCAAAGGUCAAGUAUGACGAUCCAGAUGUGGAGCGUGUACGUAGAGCACAUCAGAAUGAUCUUGAAAAUAUUUUGCCCUGGUUUUUAAUUACAUUUAUUUGGCUGCAAACUGGUCCUUCCGUUUGGCUAGCUACUCAGCUCAUCCGUGCCUUUGCAAUUUCAAGAUGCACACACAGUUUAUUUUAUGCUGUUGUUCCUAAACAACCCCACAGAGCAUUAUCUUUUUUCGUUGGAUAUUGGAUUAUGUUUUAUGAGGCUGUUUCCGUUAUACUGCACUUCCUCUGAAGCGUACAAUUACUGUCUGUACUUAUAGCUCUAUAGAUUUCUUUUAAAAAGUUUAGCAAUUAAGGUAAAGACAUAAUGUGUUAUGAUGUCAUAAUUAUAUCAUAUAUUGAUAGCAUUUGUUUGGCCAUAGAAUAUUUAAUAUUAAUAGAACGUUAAUAUUCAAUAUAUUUUUUUAUAUUACAAUAUAUACUUCUCAGAAUA